UUCUAUUUAUGUGGGGGAUCCAACAUGGCGGCUGCGGCGACCCUGGCGAUGGCGGUGGAGCCCAUCAGAACAUAGUGGCGGGGAAGGGGGCACGGUCCGCACUCACGGUGGCGUCGGCAGAGACGACUGAGGGUGGUGGAGGGAAGAAGAGCGACGGAAAGCAAAAGGAAGGGCGGGCAGGCAAACAACUCGGCGUAGAACCGAGCGCCGGCUCGAGCGAAGGCAGAGGGCCAGAACAGUAGGGAUGGCGGAGCCACGCAGAGUAGCGUUUAUUAGCCUGUCACCGGUGAGGCGGCGCGAGGCCGACUACCCGGGGGCCGAACGCGAGCCCGAAUACCCUCGCGAGCCCCCCCGGCUGGAGCCGCAGCCGUACCGCGAACCGGCCCGGGUGGAGCAGCCCGCCCCGCGGGAGGCUACCCCCCGGUCGGACGCACAGCCCCCGCCGCGGGAGAAACCGCUCCCCCAGCGCGAGGUCAGCCGCGCCGAGCCGCCCAUGUCGCUGCAGCGGGAGCCCCCGCGGCCCGAGCCGCCGCCGCCGCCGCCGCCGCCGCUCUCUCAGCUGCACUUGCAGCCGCCCCCGCCGCGAGAGUCGGCUUCCCGGGCCGAGCCGCAGCAGAGGCCGCCGAGGGAGACCGUGCGCCUGGAGCUGGUGCUCAAGGAUCCCACCGACGAGAGCUGCGUGGAGUUCAGUUACCCGGAGCUGCUGCUGUGCGGAGAACAACGGAGGAAGCCCAUUCACACAGAAGACCCAUUUAAUGAUGAGCAUCAAGAGAGGCAAGAAGUGGAAAUGUUGGCUAAGAAGUUUGAAAUGAAAUAUGGUGGGAAACCCCGUAAACACCGGAAGGAUCGGCUACAAGAUUUAAUUGAUAUAGGCUUUGGCUAUGAUGAGACAGAUCCAUUUAUUGAUAACUCAGAGGCUUAUGACGAGUUAGUUCCUGCUUCUCUAACAACAAAAUAUGGAGGCUUUUACAUCAACACUGGCACUCUGCAGUUUCGCCAAGCUUCAGAUACUGAAGAAGAAGAUACUACAGACAACCAAAAGCACAAGCCGCCCAAAAUUCCCAAAAUAAAAGAAGAUGAUAUUGAAAUGAAGAAGCGGAAGCGGAAAGAGGAAGGGGAAAAGGAGAAGAAGCCAAGGAAAAAAGUACCCAAACAAUUGGGAGUUGUGGCUCUGAAUUCCCACAAGUCUGAAAAAAAGAAGAAACGUUAUAAAGAUUCUCUUUCUCUAGCUGCCAUGAUACGAAAAUUUCAGAAAGAGAAGGAUGCAUUGAAGAAGGAGCCUAACCCCAAAGUCCCAGUGAACUUAACGACCUCCUCUCUGAAUAAACCCCCCUCCACUGCUGUAGCAUUGGGAAAUGAUGUCCCGGACUUAAAUCUGAACAGUGCUGAUCCAGACCUCCCCAUUUUUGUUGGCACAAAUGAACAUGAACUGUUUCAGGAAGCUGAAAAUGCGCUAGAGAUGCUAGAUGAUUUCGACUUUGACAGAUUACUGGAUGCUGCUUCUGAUGGUAGCCCCCUCUCUGAGUCAGGGGGAGAGAAUGGAAACACCACCCAGCCAACCUAUGCCUCUCAGGUUAUGCCCAAGGUAGUGCCUACACUCCCAGAGGGUCUACCUGUCCUUCUUGAAAAACGCAUUGAAGACCUCCGUGUAGCUGCCAAACUUUUUGAUGAAGAAGGAAGGAAAAAGUUCUUUACACAGGAUAUGAAUAAUAUUCUUCUGGACAUUGAGUUACAGCUACAGGAACUAGGCCCUGGCAUUCGUAGUGGUGUCUACUCCCAUCUUGAAGCUUUUGUGCCAUGUAAUAAAGAAACACUGGUAAAACGUCUAAAGAAGUUACAUCUCAACGUCCAGGAUGAUCGUUUAAGAGAACCUCUGCAAAAACUGAAACUGGCUGUUAGCAACGUGAUGCCUGAACAGCUAUUUAAAUACCAGGAGGACUGCCAAGCUCGUAGUCAAGCUAAGUGUGCCAAGUUACAAACAGAUGAAGAACGAGAAAAAAAUGGGUCCGAGGAAGAUGAUGAUGAAAAACCAGGGAAACGUGUCAUAGGACCAAGAAAGAAAUUCCACUGGAAUGACACCAUCAGAACUUUGUUAUGUAACCUUGUUGAGAUCAAAUUGGGAUGCUAUGAGUUAGAGCCAAAUAAAAGCCAGUCCGCUGAGGAUUAUCUUAAAUCCUUUAUGGAGACAGAGGUGAAACCAUUGUGGCCUAAGGGCUGGAUGCAGGCAAGAAUGCUUUUUAAGGAAAGCCGGAGUGUACAUAAUCAUCUUACUUCUGCUCCGGCAAAGAAAAAGGUGAUUCCUGCACCUAAACCCAAAGUGAAGGAGUGUAGUCCAAAAAAGGACCAGAAAACUGCAUCGUUGGUGGCUUCAGUUGGUGGUCCCUCAACGAGCUCUAGCACAUCUGCCGUGGCCUCCACCAGCUCUAGCUCCACACCAGCCCAGGAGACGAUCUGCCUUGAUGACUCACUAGAUGAAGACCUUUCUUUCCAUCCACCUGCACUGGAUCUUGUUUCUGAAGCUUUAGCUGUUAUCAACAAUGGGAACAAAGGCCCUCCAGCUGGCUCAAGGAUAAGCAUGCCAACUGCAAAACCUCGUCCAGGACUGAGAGAAGAAAAAUUAGCAAGUAUCAUGAGUAAGUUGCCGCUGGCUGCUCCUAAAAAACUAGAUUCUCCUCAGACUGCACAUUCAUCAAGUCUUAUUGCUGGUCAUACAGGGCCAGUACCAAAGAAACCCCAGGAUUUAGCUCAUACUGGCAUCUCUUCAGGCCUUAUUGCUGGUUCUUCAAUUCAGAACCCUAAAGUUUCCUUGGAACCUUUGCCAGCCAGGCUGCUUCAGCAAGGACUACAGAGGUCGAGUCAGAUUCAUGCUUCUUCCUCUUCCCAGACCCAUGUGUCCUCUUCCCAAGCCCAAGUUGCUGCCUCCUCUCACGCUCUGGGGACACCAGAGGCCCAGGAUGCUUCUUCGUUAACACAAGUAACAAAGGUGCACCAGCAUUCAGCUGUCCAGCAAAACUAUGUGUCUCCAUUACAAGCAACCAUUAGUAAAUCACAGACCAACCCAGUGGUGAAGUUGAGUAAUAAUCCCCAACUUGCCUGUUCAUCCCCGCUUAUUAAGACUUCGGAUAAGCCACUCAUGUACCGCCUUCCCUUAUCUACUCCCUCACCUGGAAAUGGUUCUCAAGGGUCCCACCCCCUGGUUUCUAGGACAGUACCCAGCACCACUACCUCCAGUAACUAUUUAGCCAAGGCUAUGGUGUCACAGAUGUCCACGCAGGGUUUCAAGUCUCCCUUCUCAAUGGCUGCAUCCCCCAAACUUGCCGCAUCUCCAAAACCUGCCACAUCUCCUAAACCCUUGCCCUCACCUAAGCCUUCCGCCUCACCCAAGCCCUCUCUGUCAGCUAAGCCUUCAGUAUCAACGAAACUUAUUUCUAAGUCCAGCCCCACUCCCAAGCCUCCUGUACCCCCAAGCGCUUCCAGUCCAAAUGCACUAGUAGCCCAGAGUAGCCACUCCAGCAGUAACAACCCAGUCCAUAAACACCCCAGUGGAAUAAGCCUCAGCAGACAGUCGCCCACCCUGAAUUUGCUGCCCUCUAAUCGCACUUCAGGCCUUCCACCCACAAAAAAUCUUCAGGCCCCUUCAAAGCUCACAAAUUCCUCAUCCGCUGGAACUGUUGGGAAGAAUAGCUUGAGUGGGAUUGCAGUGAAUGUACCUGCCAGCAGAGGUAGCAGCCUAAACUCAAGCGGAGCGAAUAGGACUAGUCUCUCUGGGGGAACAGGAAGUGGAACACAGGGUGCUACUAAACCGUCGUCUACUCCACAUAGACCAUCCUCUGCCUCAGGGUCUUCAGUGGUAACAGCCAGUGUGCAGUCCACAGCAGGAGCAUCAUUAUUGGCUAAUGCCUCACCUCUGACUCUCAUGACAUCACCUUUGUCUGUAACAAAUCAAAAUGUGACUCCUUUUGGGAUGCUGGGUGGCCUUGUUCCAGUGACCAUGCCCUUCCAGUUUCCCUUGGAGCUGCUUGGCUUUGGAACGGACACAGCUGGAGUGACAACCACCUCGGGAUCUACCUCAGCCGCUUUCCACCACAGCCUAACUCAGAAUUUACUAAAGGGUUUACAGCCAGGAGCUCAGCAUGCAGCAACACUUUCCCACUCACCUCUGCCUACACACUUACAGCAAACAUUCAAUGAUGGAGGCCAAAGUAAAGGGGACACUAAAUUACCACGGAAAUCUCAGUGACUUCCCAGCAAGCAGUGGAGAUGAGACACUCAGCCGGCGGAUGGAAUCUACCUGAUGGGAAAGUCCUCAUGUGGUCCUAGGGCUGCCGUUCUGUCGAUGUUUACAUUCUCUCGUCCCAAGCACUGUGGUGAGGAGGAAAAAAAGAAAAGAGAACGUUACUUGAGUAAAGCCAGGUGCAGGAGGAAGAAAUGCUUUCAUGCAAAGUUAGUGACCUUUGGUCUCCUCUAAAGAAAGAUAAAGUUACCACAUUAACUGACUUGAAAGAGACUCAGUUGUCAAACCCACAGAAGUACAAAUUUGAUUUUUCCCCGGGGGAGGAAGAAGGAAUCUGAGGAUUUGGGUAUACUCCAUCCAUCCUGGGGGUUGGAUCUGAACACUUGUAGACAUACUUGCAUAAUAAAAGGCAGUAUACCUGGAAUUAGGCCAGUUUGUCAGGAGUAACAAUCAUGUCUAUUUGAACGGACUAUGCAGCAAGUUUGCCGCACCAGUUAAUGACCCUGUGUCUGAUACAGACAGUAGCCGAGUAAAUAUUGUACCCUCACAAAUCCUGAACAAACUUGAAUCUUCUCCAGUGUGUAGCAACUCCCCAUGUAAAUCAGGGGCCUAAAUAUGCUUCAAGAAAUUUUAGCACAGUGAUAUAUAAAAUCAUCGAGAUUUUUAAAAGUCAAGGAAGUGAGCCUGUUGCUCUUAACAGACGAAACUUAGAUGUCCCCUUUUUGUAAAAGGGUCAAUUUCAUCUUCCAUUCAGAAGCAGGUACUUAACUCUUCUUCAGGUGAUUUGUGCAUCUGGUAUUGACUGGUUAAUUCUUAUUUCCAUUCUUGAUGUUAAAACGUGGCUCUGUUCACAUUUUUCUCUUCAGAAAUGGGGAUCUUUGAUGUAGGGCUGCGACUUUGGUGCUCUGAGCCCUUGCAGGCCUACCACUCUGAACUGUAAAUUUCCCCAGCUUCCCCUCAGUUCACAGCUUCUCCUGGUCUUUUAGCUAGUGGUACUUCAGGUGAUUCUUAAUUAUUGAUAUAGACAGGUCGAAGUGUGUACUGCACAUGCCUCUUCAUUGGUCAUUCAAAUGGCAUAUAUUAUAUUUUUGGAAUUUUUAAGAUAGUAUUUUAAAGGGAGGAAUUACAUUAGGAUCAUUAUGUGUACAAGGGAUUAUUUUUUAUAACAAUCACAAUGUAUUUUUACUCCCUGUAUCCAGUGUAGUGAAAUGGAUUUGGAGCGUUUGGGAUCUUAAAGCUUUAUUAAUAUUUACUGAGAAUAUUGAUAUGUGAGUAAACCUGCAGAUAAUAAUAAGACUGCUUAGUUAUUAUAGCUUCCUUAUGCAAAUACGUAUUCAACAAAGGAUGUUAAGGGAGAAAUUUAUGGUUCCUUUUGGAUACAUUUAAUUUUUUUUAUUUAUUUUUUGCCUCAUCAUUGGUCUUGUCUCUAUCAAUCUCUCUCACUCUCUCUUUUUUUCUCCCUAUUUAGACUUCCGAAUGUUUUCAAACCAUGCCCAAGAUUGGUGUAAGCUUGAUCCAUUUAUAACAGACUAACCUAAAAAACAGCAUCAGAUUGGUAGUAGCAAUAUUUGCAUGUUUUCAUUACAAGUCACCCUAUACCUUUAAAUUUAUUCAAAGAAGUAUAUUAAUGUGGCCCCUUUUUUUCUUUUAUAAGCAAAAGUCCCAAAUAGCCUAUAGGACUGAAUGAGUUACCACAGAUCUGUUGAGAUCUGUAUUACCUGUAUUUUGACUUCAAAGUCACAUUGGCUUGCUUCAUAGCAAAAAGUUAAUAAGUAACUGAAAACUUUAGUUCCAAGAACUUGUUAAAGUAAGGGCAAAGGAUUGUUUCAGAGGAAUCAUUGAUAUAAUUACUUGCCUCUAAGAAUUUAGUUUACCAGUAGAACAAAUAAGAAUGUUGUGUCAACCCCAGUAGAUACUUUGAAAGGAUAUUGGGAUGUUGCCCAGCAGUUUGACUUGAAUUGAAUAUGUUUGAUUAAAGGUUGUUUGGCUUAUUUAAUUUAGGGAAGCUUACCCAAUUCUUGAGUUAAUACAAUGUAGUAUACCUGUUGCUUUUAUCUAAGUUGGAAAAAAAGAAGUCUUUGCUAAUACUGUAUAGGAGUUUGCCUUUGGGAAGCUAGCCCUGCUUUCACUUCCCAUACCGAGUCAGAGUGCAUAUUAAUCUCUCUUCCUGCUGAUAGUUGUGCAUGUAUUCAUCUGUGUGUAUACAUAAAUUUAUUUCUAUAUAAAAAUUCAUUACCAGUUUAAGUCAGGGAAUACUUUCAGUUUCUUAAAUCCAUCAGUUCUGAAUCAUGCCAUGGGAAGAUCCCUGAUGAUUCUUUUGUCUCCAUUAGAGAAGAACAGGAUUAUCAAUUCUUCCCCCAAGUAUUAUUUUAUAACUAACCAGUAAAAAUAUCUGGAGGCCCUUGGCUCUGAGAAGUCAUAUAUAUGGAGAUUAUAUUCUAUUUUCUUCAGUCUUGAUUCCAUGAGGACUGCAGCCAGAUCCUGCCCUCAGCCCCAUACCACAUUUUCACUAACUUACGUCCGUUUCAGUCAAGACUACCCUUUUGUGUUGUACAGAUGAAACAGGCAUCCUUCUAUUUCUUAAUAGAUAAGUAUGAUCAGAGAGCUCCUACAUGUAAAUACAGAACUAUUUCUUUUCUAGAUCAUAACAUUGAGAAUGGUGGCCAUACUUUAUGGGCACCUGUCUUUACAGUCUUUCUUACUAAAUACAAACAUAUAAAUUGGUUAUUUUUUAGCACAGAGACUUGUGACUCAUACUGUAUUUUUGCACUUAAAAGUCAAAUUAUGUUAUUUUUUAAAAUGGUGAGUAAUUGGAAAGGUUAUAGAGCAAUGUGUAUUUCUGAAGAGCAUUAGCAACAUCCCAAUGCAAAAAUAAUCAGCACACUUAAUUCUGUCCCACUCAGCGGGAUUCUUGAUUCAGGAAAAUUAAGCUGUUUGUUUUCAACGGUCUUGUACUUUAAAUUGCCUUCGCUGAUGUAUAAGCUGUUACUGUACAUACAAGUUAAUCCUCAGUAUUCACAAGCAAUAAUGGUCAGCAAAGUUGUCUUCCGAGAUAGCAGUGCUGAGCCUCAGUUGGAGACUGUUUGGGAGCAAAGUGUCAAGCUCAUUCCGAGCCUCCAAAAUCAAUGCAAGCAAUAAUUCCACUGUAACUCAAUUAUAAUUCUUUCUAAUAUGCUUCUGAGAUCAGAGGGUAAAAUAAAUCAUGGUUUUAAACUGAAGAAAAACGUUUCGGAAAAAGAAGUGAAGUUAAUCUGAAGUCACAAAAUCCUGAUAUUCUGAGGAAAUCAGAGGAUUGUGUUCGUACAUUAUUUUAUGCCUACCACCCCUUUGAUGGAUGUUGUUAGCCCAAAUUACACUUUUUUUUUUAUAUCACAGAAGUUGAAUAGGGUUUAUUGCAUCACCAAGGAAGGGGGAAGAACCGGGCACAUACAUGUCUGGAUACUGUGGGUUUGACACCUGUUUGAAAACAACUUACUGGAAACGAUUUUUAACCCAGGAUUUUUUUUUUUUUUUUUCCUUCCCAAAGCAGAUCUAAAUUGUUUACUACCCAGGGUUGGAAAGGGCAGGCCCCUCUAGUCUUUCUUCUCCGGUUGCCCUUACCACACCCCUUCCCGCCUCUACUUGGUUCACGACAGUUUCUGAGAUGGAAACUCUACUGUUAAUCAAACUGCCAUUGAUUGUGAGAACUCUCUGUCCCUUGGGACUGUCUCCUAGAACUCCAGUUGUCUAUCAUGUUUGCUGCUACACUUGUACAAUGAACUUUGCCUGUAUUGGUUGAUUAUAAUCUGAUUUACAGUUCUUUAUCUCUAGGAGGUUUUGUCAUAUAACUUGACCCAUAUAUAGAGUUAGGAUACUUUAUUUUAGGAGUGUACCGUAAAAGCACACUGGUCCCUGAGUUCUUUUUAUUAUCAUGUAGGUUUUGAAUUUGUGUUGGCUUACUUUUUGUUCGUUGAUGUUUUGUUUCUCUUUGUUUUAAAUUAGAAAUAGCAGAGUGAGAAAAAUCUAUAAUCAGGCCAAACUUGAGAACUUUCCCUUGUGCUUCAGCACUGUAGUUUCUGCUGACCAUAUGUUCUCAAAAGGGGCACUUUCACUUUCUAUUGUGCAUGUAUGAUUUGUUUUUUGCUUUUGUAAUAAUGAAGCAGAAAUGCAGUAGUGGGUAAAUGACCGAUUACAAACAUGCAGUUUUAUUUUAUAAAAUUGAAGGGGAAAAGUUUAACUCUCUGUAAAUCAUUUCUUAGCUCUGGUAAAAUGCUUCUAUUACUCCUCUAAAACAUGCUCAAUUCAGGCCUUUGUCUUUGUUAAGUGCCUUUUUUUUCUUUCUUUUUCCCCCUCUUGAAAGUGUUCUCGGAUAUCCUAAAGUACAGGCUAAUAAGUCAGGGGAUUCAGGAGGAAGAAUCUCAAACUUGCCAACGUCAUGUCAUGCUGUAAUAUUCUUCCUUUUCUUUAUAUGUAUAAGGAUAUAUGUAUAAGAUACAUACAUACAUGUGUGUAUAUAUGUAUACAUAUGUAAUAUAUAUAUGUGUAUAUAUACACACACACACAUAUAUAUAUAUUUAUAACUAGUAGCUGCUGUACCAUUUCAUCCUUUCCAAACACACCCCUUUCGAUGUUUGCAAAACUUCUGGCUUGUUUAUUCCAUUGCGUUUAGUCAAUUCAAAUGGGUAGAUUGGGAAAUUGUCUUUACACAAGAUGCUAUCUUCCCCCUUUGAAUAUCUGUUUGUAGACAUUAACAAAAAUACAUAAAUAUAAUAAGUCAUUUAUUUCAAUUAAAGUAAAUUUAGUGGACUCAUUGACUCUUCCUGGAUGUAACCCACUGCUCUCUGCCCUUCCAACUUGGCAUGAGUAACACUGGAGAAAGCAUUGGAAUAACAAGAGUCUUUUGAGGGUCAAGUUGAUAAGGUGCACUUGGUAGGCAAGACUAAAGACGUGGGGGAGCUAGAGUUAGAAGCUCCGUAUCGUAUCUGAAUAAGUUUUGAAGGAAGUUAGCAACUUUGUCCACAUUAAGCAUGCAUAUUUUCUUCUGGAAAAUGAUUUUCGAAGAAUUCAUACAGCUGCAUAUCUGUGAAAAGGUUAAUAAGCUUAGACUUCAGAUACUCAUGUAAACACUCAUAUAACCUAUAGCAUUCUUGAGAGAGCUUUAGUUUUCUUUUCAUUUGCCAGAUAAUUACAUUUGGCUUAAUCUGAUUUUAUAGCUAUUUAGAUUUCUCCCUUGAGCAGAAUAGCGUAAUCUUCAGUAUCUAAGAUUCAUCUGUUUCUUGUUGAAAACAGAUAUGACACAUAAAGGGAGACUAAGUUGAACCAAUCCUCAGAGCCCAGUACAAAUAUAUCUAAUAAGUGCCCCCUUUAAAGACAUUUUAAUUGGGAAGAGGAGACUGGUGGCUAACAGAAAGCGGCAGCUCCUGGUAGUGUUACCGAAGCGCUUAUCAGGCUGCCUCAGCUCAGACGUCUUACUCUUGAAUUGCUAUAUUUAACAGGGGGAAUAUCAUUUAACCUUCGUGCCUCAGAUUACCCAUUAGAAAAUUGGGUAUAAUAAUAUUCACCUACCUCCCAGGGAUAUCAGAGACUUUACUAUUUCAAAAAUACUUUGAGUUUUUCUAAAAUAUCCUAUAUAAUUAAAAAAGUAUUACCAUCUUUCCACAGAGGCUAAAAAAUGUUUCCCUAUGAUGGGUAUAAAAAGUACCAUAUGAUUUUUAAGUUUAAAGAAUAAUCACUGGAAUUCUACUUUAGAUGCAGAUUAUUUAAACAUAUUUGUGGUGGGAUUAAAAUGGUUAGUUUCAGGUUAACAAGGGUUGGGGGGGAGUAACACUAAGUUUCUUAAUUAUAAGUAGUUGGUUUUUUAGCCUUUUAGGAUGUUAAUACAUCUGUGCUUUCUGCCAAGGUUGUGGGGCUACAGCUAGGUAGAGUUUGGGUGAUUGGUUAUUGGAGUUGAUAAAUGACCCUGCAAGUUUUAUCUGCCUCACUUUCCCAUCUUCUCAAUCUAAUUUCCUUAUACCACUUGUCUGGUGAUGGAUAGCUAAGCUUUUAACCUUUCAGGAGUGAAUGGGCGUCUCCUCAUUCUUGUGCAUCAGAGAUUGUGUCCUAAUCCUGUCACUACAGGUCUGUCCGGCUUCGUGCCUAUGGGGCAAGCACUACAGUCAGCGGGGUAGACGUUAGCCAGUCUACCUGUGUGUAACUUAGGCUUCUUCCACCCGUGAAAGAGUCGGAGCCGUCCACUGCUCAGGUUGUAGGACAAUGGGAGAGGGGAGGCAGGAUUCACUUCUUAGCUGGGACGUGGGAUAGGAAGGGGAGGGAUAGAAGGAAACAUGUUUUGCCCAUCUCUGAGGAAGGAAUGAAGAUCGUUUUAUCCCACCUCUCAUCCUGGCAUGUUAAGUAGCAAGACUUAGAAUUUUCCUUUAUCGUUUCAAACAACAACAGCAACAGGAAAAAAAUGGAUGCUGCGUUUGUAGUUAGGGCUAAAUGCUAAGCAACAAUUGUUAGAGAGUGUGUGUAGAUUUAAAUUAUAGCACAUAUUCAGGGUCAGGAAAGAGAAUGUAGAGAGUGAAGAACAAAUUACCCAGCUCAAGUGAGUCAAGAGUAAGCACCAGGCCCAAGCAGACAAAGCAUCCGGGUUAAUUCCCACAAUCGGCCAAGGCCCGUUUAAUCUCUAGCGAUAGGAUGUUUUUGUCUUAAAAAUCCCUUUUUGGUUUUUUAUUGCUUUUUUCAAGAUAAAGCCUUAGUUAGUAACCUCUAAAUAUCAACUAUGCAGAUAAACAUACUCUUUAUUUUCCAUACUUUCCCUCUUUUUCCAUUCUUCAAAUACAGCUGUUAAAUGACUUCUACCCAAAGAAAUAAGGCAUAAGGGUUUUGUUGAAUGUGUGUUUGUUCCUCUAGGGAACAUAAAAUAGAGAUAUUUUGUGUGUUCAUCUAUCCUAAAAUGUGAACUUUAUAUUCAAAAAAACUUAAUUUUACUGGUGCAAAACUGUAGUGAGAAUCAUGGAAUGUCUUUGGGUUGUUAAGAUGAAAUCAUCCCAGUGUUUAAUUCUGAGAAAGUUCUGGAAUGUAGAGAGUGAGGAACAAAUCACAAAUUCUAGAUUCUGUGGCACAGUGUUCAGGUAUGUAGAGCUGAACAGUUGGUCAGACUCUUAAUUAAAAAUAGCUUUGAAUAUUUAUUGCUGAAUUCUUUCUUUCUUCCUUCUUACCUCUAAUUUGAGCUCUUAAAUUAACCAUUUCAUUAGCCAGUUGCUACACUAGAAUAUCCACUGCAUAUUGUUAAGAGUCCUGAGAGAAAAGGUUAGACUUUCACUUCCUUUUCUCACUCACUCUGGCUGUCUUUCCUGGGUCUUCACUGCAUUCAGAAGUGAAGACUGCAGGCAUGGUCCAGGACAGUGUUCCUAUCCUAGCAUAGACUCAGACAGGGACUCGGAGGAUUAUCAUCAGACUGCCUUUGAACAACUUUGAAAUGAAAAAUUACAUUUUUCUCAGAUUCUCCCGAAGUAUCAUUUGCUUGAAAGUAGCUAUUUGUGAUCUUUAUUUAAUUUCUUCAUACUAUAAUUCUUUAACUUCUCAAUCUUUCUUACAUAUUGCCAUUUAUAGUGGGUUAGCAGUUUUCCAAACUGUUUCCCAAACAGGUCAAGGAUACUUUCAGAAAUCUCAGUAGUAUAAUUAAAGGGGUCUGUGUGUCCAGGAUUUGGAAUCAAGUUCACUGGUGACUGGAAUUGUUUUUUCUCUUCUACCUUUUAUUAAAAACUAGAUUUCUCUACUACUGUUCAGUGUGGUUGCUACAAUUCAUGGCUUCCUCUUAAUACUUUUCAAGGUUAUUCAAAAGAGAUGCAGACCUUUGUUAAGGGUUCUUAUUUCUCAUAAUACUCUGCCUUGCUUAUUUUCAUACACUUCCCCUGGAAUAAACCUGCUUUGCAAAGGUCUGUGUCACACAGGCCAUAUAAAUUCUUAGAACCAGUUUUAUGUUCCUCAGAAAACUCUGUACAUUAUUUGCUCCCAUUUUGCUAAUGAUAAUAUAAUUCUAUUUUAUCUUAAAUCUAGUUUUAAAAUAUUUUAUAAUAGAGCGCUAAUGGAAACCUAAAUGAAAUACAAAAAAGAUAACUAUUACUCAAGAUAACUUGGAAAAUACUUCUGUUUUUGAAGGUAACAACUCCAUCUACCCUCUAAGCACAUUUAAGAGUCAGCAGUAACUGAGACCAGCCAGUCAGCAUGUUUUUCUGUGUGACAGCCUGCCUUUAAUUUGUCAGACCUUACCUAUCUUGUAUUUUCUGUCCUUGCGGCCAUAACCUUUCCUCAUUUGUUUGCUAUUUUGUGCUGUUUGCAAGGUUAGUGUGCCCUGGACCAGCACAUAAGAGUUUUUCUUUCCCAUGCCUGCAAAACUACCAAGGAUUACCCUGAUUUUGGCUAGGGACACUAAAAGACAAAUUAUUCUCAGCUGAUAAAAGUAUUGCUGUUUUAUAUAGUUAGUUAGAAAGUUGGCCGUCUUUAGCUGACUUUUUAAAUCCUGGCUAUGCCUACAUAAUUAAUUACAUAUACCAUCUGAGACUUUCCGAUAAUCAAGGGGCCUUUCCACCAGUAGAGGUAGGUUUCCAACCUACACAUAAUUUCCUCUGAUCUAUGGCCGGCCACAGAAAAGAUUCAAGCUUUGUAUUGUCCUUUUGUUGGCUGUCAUUGAAAAAUUAUAGAAAGUAUCAAAAAUACCAAAUUGUCCUUAAGAAGAGUAUGUAAUCUGGGGCUUGCCCUUGUGUUUUGCCUAAACAUGAUUGUCAAGCUUAAAAGAAAAGGAAAAGAAAUCUCUGGCUGGUGAGAAUUUUGUGCCCCAAAUACUAUGUUAAUCAAAGUCUACCAAGGUAACUAAGUGAUAGGUGUUUUCUCUCUUUUAUUACAAGCAAGAAAGUUUAUUUGCAGUUGUAAAAUUAUUGUGGGACUGCAGACCAAUUAUUUGCUAUAACUGGGAAUAAGGAUUUUGAUUUUUAGUCUGGGUAAGCACAUAUUUCCAACACUUGUGGUAUGAAUUCUGAUAAGGGAGAGACUUUUGUUUGGUAACAGAAGGAAAAACAGGACUUACUGAUACAGUGAACGUUCCCUCUCUAGAGGAACUUCCCUCCAGGUACACAUCCUCCUCUUACUUCAGCCGCCUCCACACUUGACAGAGCGGCCAACAUGUUCCACAGCCGACCUUGAAGAAAGGGGCCUACAGAAGCGCAGCUCCUCUGGGUGAAGGGCACUGAUUACUCUCUUGCAUUUGUUUAUAGGGAGGUGCGUUUGUGCUAACUUGAAGGGAUAUGCUGUAUUUUAAAUAAGGGUGUGACUUAAUAUUUUGGGAUUUUUUUUUUCCUCCUUUAAAACUGGACCUGAACACAGCUUUGAGUUGAUAUUUGUAAUAAUCUCAGGACCUGAAAGAUUGUAGCAUUUAGUGUGUCUUAAAAAUUAUGUACUGUACCAGCCAUGGAUUUUUGUAAAUAUACCUGUCUCCCUUUUUUGUAUUAUUUUAGUAAAAAAAAAAAAUAAUAAUAAAUUUAAAUAAAAGGGGUUGGUGAUGACAUGUGGAUGGGUGUGGGUAUGUAUGUGUGUGUGUUUGUAUAAGGCUCUUUUGAGACGAACUGGUGCUUGUUUAAUUUCCGGCUCUACUUAGAGCAGGAAUAUGGACAAACUGCUGCUACUGAACCCUGCACUGAGCCUAGGUAUUUCCAUUUUGUCUUUCCCCGUGGUUGAUUGAAUAUGGGCUGCCAGGAAAUUCUUCUUCCCACUGCCAUCUUGCCUUUGCAUUCUCUGUUCUGCACACCCUGUGAACUUUAAUGGUAACGCUUUCCAAACUCUGGGUGGUUUGCUGGUCUCUAGUUUUUAGAGAGCUCUUGUCACUAUUUUCUAAGAAGAAAGAAGGACAGGUAAAUUUUUUUAACCAAAAAAUAAUCACACAUUUCAUAAAACCCUGAUGAAUUUUGGAUAUGUGAGAGGGCUUAAACAUUCCUAAAUAUGGGUCUGUGAAGUUAGUAAAUUAGCCCCCGUGGAUAUACUCCUUCAGUGCAGGGAAUUUUUUUUCUUUUUUCUUUUCUUUUCUUUUUUUUUCUUUGCAACAGCCUUGCUCAUAUUCCAGGUAUAGCUAGCAAACCCCUGUUUUAAAGCAGGAGCCUUAUUUGAUUCAGUGUAGAUGUUUCCUGUCUAUCCUUCUGUGACAGGACCUUUUACAUGAGUGUUUUUUUCUUUUUGUAUGUGUUAUGUGUUGUAUUAAAUAAAGAGGAAUGUACAUAUUA
Messenger RNA from Mirounga angustirostris (Northern elephant seal), 14466 nucleotides. It is a transcript of the gene UBN2, whose product is annotated as ubinuclein 2. The transcript has 17 exons. The coding region runs from base 245 to 4240 and encodes 1331 amino acids. Lineage: Eukaryota; Metazoa; Chordata; Mammalia; Carnivora; Phocidae. Gene Ontology annotation, biological process: chromatin organization. Gene Ontology annotation, cellular component: nucleus. The record is from RefSeq and is a predicted model, not a curated record.